Messenger RNA from Prunus armeniaca (apricot), 432 nucleotides. Lineage: Eukaryota; Viridiplantae; Streptophyta; Magnoliopsida; Rosales; Rosaceae. The record is from the annotation of a GenBank genome assembly.
AUGUCAAUCCCUAUGGAGGAAAGACACUUCAUCCAAAUGGCUCAAGCCGCCCUUAAAAUCUCUUUGAGAAAAAGAUUUGAUGAGAUGCUGUUUGGAGAUCUGGCAGAACUGGCAGAUAAAACAUCUAAAUAUGAGGAGCUGCUUACGGAAGAAAAACAGAAGAUGAACUCUUCCAAAGGCACAUACUACAAGACUCUUUCUUCUUCAGUCCAUCUGGUUGAGCUGCAAGGCUCUUACAAAGCCACCAAAAGACUAGAAACCGCCACCAUUCACAGGAGGAUGCUGCUGCAAAAGGCAAUAGAGACACCCCACAGGUUGCCCAAGCCAGAAGACCUCAAGGGCAGACAGGAUGUCAUACAGGAAGGAAUAACAGCAGGAAGGUUAAAACUGGCGGAGAAACCUUCAUUAGUUACAACAGACUCCUUUCCCUAG